Messenger RNA from Cololabis saira (Pacific saury), 880 nucleotides. It is a transcript of the gene fmc1, whose product is annotated as formation of mitochondrial complex V assembly factor 1 homolog. NCBI's taxonomy places the organism in Eukaryota, Metazoa, Chordata, Actinopteri, Beloniformes, Belonidae. The transcript has 2 exons. Gene Ontology annotation, cellular component: mitochondrion. The coding region runs from base 26 to 358 and encodes 110 amino acids. The record is from RefSeq and is a predicted model, not a curated record.
CUGGCUCGCCGAUCCCCCUUCAGACAUGGCGGCGCUGUCAUCUCCAUUAACGGUGUGCAGAGGGAUAUUAAAAGAAUUACGUCUAAUACAAGGACCGAGUUACAAGCAGUCUCCGGCUUUUAACUAUGUUAUGGAUCAGUUUCGCAAGAAUAAGGUAACAGCAGAAAGAUACUGCCGUGCCCAACAGGAGGCGCACCAUGCCUCGCAAGCAUACCUGUGUUUGUUGGCGUCCACCAGGAACCACAUGGCCCUUCACAACCUUUACCACGCCAAGGGAGAGCGCAGCCCCGAACAAGUGGCCGGCCUCGUGGGGCUCAGGUUGCCCCAGCAGCCAGGAGGAAAAGGCUGGGAGAAGUGACAGCAUUAGACUGUCCAGCAGUGGGAGAAAAUCUUAAAAACUCUCCAGAAAUGACUUGGGUGUUACCUCGUACAGUUGAGCUCGUAUGAUUUAGAUGUUAUAAUGGAGAAAUAUUUGAUGGGUCUGGAGAUGCUGGAGAUUGUACCACUAUGGACUGAAGGACCCCGACUUUUCCUUGUUCUGUUGAUUCUUUAGGGUGGAGGAAGCGUUAGUAUACUGCGAUACUGUUCAUAUACCCCGCUCUACCGCUUAUGUUUUUGUGUCAUUAGAGCUUAAAAGCAACAAUGCAAAAUGAUUAUUACAUGAAAGUAUGAGUCUCAGUUAAAGUGUUUUUGAUGAAUGUGUUUUCAUAUGAGCAAAUAAAAGAAAGGAAAACCCUGUCUAUGAAUCUAACAGGUAUUUAAAUUGAUGUAUAAAGCGAGUUAAUGCUCGACGGACAUAAUUUCUAAUCAGUUGUAAGGCUAUAAGAAUAUUUCACGUGCUGAAUGUGAAAUCAUGAAUAAAAAGAUUAUUGUGACAUGA